Molecule: messenger RNA, 1037 nt
Organism: Meloidogyne enterolobii
Lineage: Eukaryota; Metazoa; Nematoda; Chromadorea; Rhabditida; Meloidogynidae
Source: the annotation of a GenBank genome assembly
AUGGAGCAAUACUAUAAAUUGCUCAAGAACGAGUACAAAAGUGAGCGUGAAUUGAUGUCUGGUCAAAAAGAAAUUGUGGUAUCGGCUGAGGAAAAAAGUGAAAGGUCAGUACUUGCUACUACCAGCGAUCUCAGCAGAAAUUACAGUGAUAUUCCAAGUUCUCUCAAAUCUGACAAACCAAAAAUUAAAAAGGAACCUGUGGUCGCCGAGACGAAUAAAUCGGUACGUCUUCGACCUAAACUGCAUACAACGGAUAAAGGCCCAAUUCUCGUCUCUGAUAGCAGCAAUUAUGAAGAAAUUGGAAAUGUUCAUGUUGAUGAUAUUUAUUCUGCUCCUCAACAGCCUUCUGUUCCAGAAAAUCUUCCAAUACUUUCUCCACCCACUAAAUCUAUUAAAUCUGCAAAGCUUUUUAGUGACGAAAUGGAAGAUGCUGUGCCUUUCAAUACUGUCCCGUUGUCGAUGUUGAGUGAUGCUGGUAGAGGUCUUAAAUUACAACAAACUGCUGCCCAACUGGAAGAGGAUCAAACUCCGUUUAUUGUUGAAACGAAGGAAAAGGCUACUGAAGGUUUAAUAAAAAAUAAAAUAAAGAGGGUUUGGGGUAAUUUAUGGGGACAUAGAGGGCAAGGGCGUAGCCAGGGGGGGGCUUCUGGAGCUAAAGCCCCCCCCCCCCCCCCCGAAAUCGACCCCCUGGCUACGUCCUUGCUAGAGGGGGGAAUGAUUCUCAGUCAGGGGGAGAUGGCGCCACGGAAGAGGGGUCUCAAAUUCAAUGAUCCUCUGGGGUGAAACAGGGGUCGGUCGGAAAUGAUGACUAUCAAAAAUCGGAAAUUUUCUCAUAAUUUUGGAACCAGAAAUCGAAAAAAACGGAGGAGAUAGUGAUUCCGACUGAUCUUUGGGGUGGAGUAGAACCGUAAGGACUUCAAAAGAAAUUCAUGACCUUGAAUCCUAACCGAGGUUUGGUGUUUAAGCAAAAUUCUGGGCCUUUAAAGAAUAGACUCUUCAAGUUCCAACAGUUAGACCCACGGUUCCGCUCCAUAAAA